GAUCACUGCAGAAAGAAUCGACAAAGAUAUAUUCUAAGAUAUGCUCAGUUGCGUUAUAAAAUGACUCCACAUUUCGAUGGAUUUACCUAUAUGUUCGUGAUCUUGUAUUGAAUAACUGCUUGGACGGGAGGUGAAAGAUAAAUAAGAAUGUAUGGGUUCAUCAACCAAUGUGUUAAGUCGCUUGUUGAAGAUAAAUUUGGAACAGAAGCAUGGAUAAAAAUCAGAGAACUCGCUGAAGUUGACGAUGGGUUUAUUAGUCAUGGUUGCUAUGACGACGGUGUCACUCUCCGACUUGUUACGGCAGCUUGCGAAGUUGCAGGCCUAUCGACAGAUGCUGUGUUGGAGGCUUUCGGGGCACAUUUUUUUACUUUUUGUCAGAUGUCGGGCUAUGAUGAGAUGCUGAGGGCGCUUGGAGGCAGUCUAAAGGCAUUCCUGGAAAAUCUUGAUUCUCUACAUUCCUACCUCAGUUUGUCGUACAAAGAGAUGGAAGCACCUUCUUUUAGAUGCGAGAAAGGCGAGGGCAAUGCUCUUCUGCUGCACUACUACUCUCAUCGGAAAGGCCUGCAUCCAAUUGUUGUUGGUAUCGUUAAGGCUGUUGCUAAAGAGUUUUUUGAGAGUGAAGUUCGGAUGAAAGUAAUAAGUAAGACGCACGAAGAAGAGAGGAAUGGAAAGAAAGAGCACGUCGCAUUCGCAAUAUAUCAGCGCAAAGUACGCCGUGUGGAACCGGGCCCGCCAAAAUUCGUGGCGCAGACAAAGAAACACAGCGAGAUGCAUCUCAAUAAAGAGCAUAGUUUUGAUUUGUCAAACGAUGAAUGGGAGCAGCUUCUGGAUGUUGACCAAGUAAUGAAAAACAUUGAAGCGAAUAAGGAUGGAUUGAAAGGAUCUCCAGGCAGGAAAGGAUGGACGGCAAUACGAUCUUUAGUUACACUGGCUGGGCUCCACGGGAAUGAAUUUACCCCUGCUUACCCUGAAAAACUUUGGAUGGAUCAACAAACGUUCUGUGAUUAUUUCCCAUAUCAUCUUGUAUUCGAUUGUGAUUUAAAAGUCCUCCAGGCUGGAGUUCACAUUCAGCGCAUAUUGCCAAGAUUACGGGGAUUUGAAAAUAGUUGCGUGAAUGAAUUUUUUUCAAUGGUCCAUCCACAAAUAGACUGGAAUAUCAAAAGUAUACAGAAGUUUAUUAAUAUGCAGUUUGUCUUAGAGACAAGACGACGGAUGAUUACGCCUCAUUGGGGUGACUCGAGGCCGAUGUUGCAGCUUCGAGGUCAGAUGAUAUGGAUGCGUCACAUUGAGGCCAUGGUUUACAUUUGCUCACCCAGAGUCGUAAAUUUGAAAGAACUGGAGGAGCGACAUUUGCACUUGUCUGAUAUCCCCUUCCAUGACGUCACACGCGAUUUGAUAUUAUUCAAUCAUCAGCGGCUUGCAGAGAUCGAGCUUGGAAAACAACUGGAACAGAAGAAGGAAGAGCUACGAACAGCCAUGCAGGAAUUGGCCAAUGAAAAGAAGAAAACAGAUAUGCUGCUGAACUCGAUGUUACCGCGCCAAGUUGCGGAACAGUUGAGAGAAGGCAAAAAAGUUGAAGCCGGUAAAUUUGCAUACAUAGACACCCUUGGUAAACGACCAAGAGAUUCAAUCCUUGACGGGUGUUUAGGAAUGCGAGGCUUCCAUUUCACAAGUCGGGGGGAGAUUAUCGUCAAAGGCAAAGGUCAGAUGUCAACAUACUUUUUAGAGGGAAAUGAGAAUGCGACUAUCGAUGAAAUUCUUGGUAGGGGGCAAACGUCAGAUACUGAAAGUAGUUCAAGUAGAGGGAGUACACCAGAAAAAGGGGACAAAGCAAAGGAAUCUCCUACAACACCAGCCAAGAAAGAUAUCAGAAAUUCAGCAAAUGACAAGGUAAUACCAAUGGUCUAUCCAGAUGACAUAGCUUCACCCGACAAAUCAAAGCUUAAGCCUGGCGGAAAUGUUUACUCCACUGUGGACCGAGCGCCCUCUAAAGGUUCUUUGCGAUCAAAUUGUUAUAGGUGUUUAGGAAUGCGAGGCUUCCAUUUCACAAGUCGGGGGGAGAUUAUCGUCAAAGGCAAAGGUCAGAUGUCAACAUACUUUUUAGAGGGAAAUGAGAAUGCGACUAUCGAUGAAAUUCUUGGUAGGGGGCAAACGUCAGAUACUGAAAGUAGUUCAAGUAGAGGGAGUACACCAGAAAAAGGGGACAAAGCAAAGGAAUCUCCUACAACACCAGCCAAGAAAGAUAUCAGAAAUUCAGCAAAUGACAAGGUAAUACCAAUGGUCUAUCCAGAUGACAUAGCUUCACCCGACAAAUCAAAGCUUAAGCCUGGCGGAAAUGUUUACUCCACUGUGGACCGAGCGCCCUCUAAAGGUUCUUUGCGAUCAAACCCAGGAACGCACACAAACGCUCACCAGGGUGGAAUAACGUCGAUACGAGAGCAAACAGAACCGGGCGAGUCAACAACACCAACAACGAGCAACAACAUCGACGACACGCCCUCACCAGCACCUUCGGGUCACAAGGAGUCAAAGGCGUGUAAGAUACUUUAAAAUCCACAUUUACGAAAGUACUAGAAUAUCUCGUAUUUUUACUUGGUUCGUCCACACUUUGCAUUACCUUAGAAUACUAGAUGCAGUUCAACAACGAAUUGCAUCUACUUCUCUAUGUUUUUGCAAAUUUAGCAUAGGGUAUCAGAUGCAAGUCCACGCUGAAUAAAAAUUGUCAUAAAAAAUAAUAUUAAACGUUAAAUAUACCAAAGGUUCAAGAUUUGAAAAUGGUUAUUACGUCAAAUCGACAUGCUGUAAAUAUUGAGAAAAUAUUGUUUAAAUAUUAUUGGAUUUAUAUUUCGUUACACUGCUAAUUAAUAGAUCUAUUUAUUUGUUGGAACUUUAAUAAAAUAUCAGGGUUCCAUUGAUUAGAUGUAAUAAUACUUUAUGUAUAUUUUUAUUUAUUGUCAUUUAUCAUUUAGUCUGUAAAUGUGAAUUAAGUUAAAACGUAACUGUUCCUCAAUAAAAUAUGUAUUAUACUUCUGAUAUUACUAUCCAAGGUAUCUGACAAUGAGGAAUCGAUAGGAAUUUGUUUAAAUCGGAUGUUUUGUUGAACUGAUUAAUUACAAUAAUUUAAUGAUACAAUGAUUAUGACAGAGGCCUAAUAUCACAUAAAACGCAGCGUUGUUAACUAACUACAGUGUUUCAGAGAUUGCCUUUUCAAAGGUUAUAUUUUGAAGAUGAUUAUGUAUGUAUAUACGUUUGGAGUAAGUACAGUACAUACUACAACCCUAAUGGAAAGUAAUGAUAAUACCGGUGAAAAUAACCAGCUUAAUACAAACUGGACAUAGCGCCCUCUCGUGUCAGUAAAAUAAUAACAGAUCCUAUGACCAAUAAUCAAACACGAUCUUUAAUUAAAGCAUACCCGAAAGUGCAUUCUGCCAAUACUACAACGGUAGUCCGUUUGUAAUUAUGUAUCCAUCAGCAUGUUUGAAAAAAAAAUACGCAGAAGUGAUAAUACGGUACGUGACCCAACCAAUUUGCUCUUAUUUUACAAGUAUUUUUUAACGACGAUUUGAUACGUGUUGGCAAGUUAAAUUUCAAGAUGGGCACAAUAACACUAGAAGAAUAUAGACUAGAUUGCUAGAGUGUUAAGAAAGUUAUCUUUGUUUGUGGAUGGUUCAAAAAUGCAAAAACCAUUUUUAAUAUCUAUAUUGAAAGUACGCAUCAUACAUUUCAUAUCCAAAGAGAAUAAAGCAGCAUGUCGUAUUUACGGUACGGUGUAUGCGCUAAACUGGAACAUUUUCAGACCUUUUGUCUGCUUUACCAUUGUUUUUAGCUUUAAAAAAAUUACAGUAGCGCAUGGUCUUUGGGAAGAGAAGUUUUAAGCUCUAUCCACACUAUCAAAUUUUCUUUGACAAAAAAAAUUGACAUGCCCAUAUAUGGUAAUGCUAUGCCUAUAUAUGGUCAUGGUGUGAUGUCAUCAUGCCUAUAUAUGGGCAUAUCACACUUUU
This is a messenger RNA of Anneissia japonica, 4001 nucleotides long. Its product is annotated as guanylate cyclase soluble subunit beta-2-like. Gene Ontology annotation, cellular component: guanylate cyclase complex, soluble. Gene Ontology annotation, molecular function: guanylate cyclase activity; heme binding. The coding region runs from base 148 to 2550 and encodes 800 amino acids. Gene Ontology annotation, biological process: cGMP biosynthetic process; response to oxygen levels. The record is from RefSeq and is a predicted model, not a curated record. Lineage: Eukaryota; Metazoa; Echinodermata; Crinoidea; Comatulida; Comatulidae. The transcript is spliced from 14 exons.